UGACAAUGCAACAAGUGCGCCUUAUUGUCACCAGAUUCUCGAGACUGAAAACGUCAAAAGCUGGACUAGAGUCCCCACCCUCUCGGGGUGGCUAUGCUUACAUCACACCCUCAUGUGAGAUAUCCAGACCUGUACCGGUUGUGUACCCUCUGUUCCGAGGUGGCGUUGUUCAGAAAGUAGCUAUUGGAAACGGUUUUAUAGUCGGAUCUUAUGAAGAACAUAAGAAGCAAGUUAUAUCUGCUUACGGUGUAAAUAGGACGUUACAACUGGGUCAGCCUUCAGAGAAUCAUUUGUUUGACAAAAAGACGUGGCGAGUUGAAGAACCUGUGACUCAGUUAAGAAGUGGCAGGGCACACACACUAGGGCUCACUGAAUCGGGGGUUUUGUUUGGAUGGGGUAGUAAUAACAUGGGGCAGCUUGGGUUUUCUAGGACUACAUCAUCAUGUCCCUUCACUCACUUCAGUCUCAAAGGAAUUAAACAUUUAGCAACUGGACUGGACAACUCAUUCCUUGUCACGUGUGAUGGGUGUGUCCUCUCUUGUGGCUGGGCAGCUGACGGACAGACAGGAUGUGGCUCCACUCAAACCCUGGACUCGUUCACUGAGGUCAAUAUACCACAUCCCGUUACUAAAAUCAGCUCCAGUGCGGACAGUACACUUGUACUGUGUAACAACGGUAAGGUCUUUGGCUGGGGAAAUAACGAAUACAACCAGAUAUCACCCUCAUCGGAGAUGCAGAUCUUGGAACCGUGUGAGAUAGAGCUUCCUGAACCAAUCACAGAGGUUGCUGCUGGAGGAAGCUUCUCCCUCUUCCUGUCAACUUCAGGACAAGUUUAUAGCUGCGGGUAUGGUCCUGGAACGGGACUUCAUGCUGACGAGACAGUGUCUGUACCAACACUUGUACCAACAUCUCAUAAGUUAGAAUCUAUAUCAGCUAGUUUAGACCAUGCAGCAGGGAUUACUUCUGAAGGUGGUGCAGUGAGGUGGGGCCGAGGUCAGCACAGUAAACUUAUAUCUGUAAAUGAUGAAGAUAUUGUUGAGCCAGAGUUGUUGGAAGGACUUAAACCCAAAGUUAGAGAGGUUUUAUGUGGUCCCAAUAAGACGUGUGUUAUCACUGAGCAGCCUAUUAGAUCCGUGUCCAGGUUGGGUAUGAUAGAACCUGGAGAAGAUGAUAGUGAUAGUGAGGACGAGGAUCCUUAGUUUUAAUUAGGCUGUAAUUUUAUUCAUCAUUAAGUUAUUAUAGGUCUAUUCUCUACUUUUCGAUUUAUUGGGGGUGAAGCUAAGGCCAUGCAACGGCUGUAUAAUAGAUAAUUUAAGCUGUUUUCUUAAGUUUUAUGAUUUUUGUCUUAUAUUUUGAUUACGUAUUUACGAGCUGUCUUACUUUUAUCUUUUUAUGUCUUCAAAAUCAUUCUUCAAGUGCAGGGAAAACGAUUAUUUCAGAUUCAAAAUUCGUUACCCAACAAAACAAUCAUAAAACUAACACAACAUAGAUAUGUGACUCAAGUGUUGGUUUGAGAUUCCUCCUCGCUAAUGGGCAAUGGUGCCUCUGCACAAGCUCCAGGCACAGCAGAUAUUCAUGAUCUAUUCGAGGAUACUGUGUUUGAUGAAUUAGAGGUGAAAAGAAUAACUGCUAUAAACGGUGAAAGUGGGUUAGAGGGGAUACUGGCCAAACUUCUUCCAAUGCCAAUUCUACCUCACAUUCUCCUUUGGUUAAGAGAUCAAGCAAGGAAAGAGGAUUUGUCUGAGGAAAUAACGAUUGAACAGAUAAUAUACUUGCUUGAUACCCUCCAUCCUUCUCAGCUGAUAGAGAACAAGAGAGACUUUGCCUGGAAGUUAUAUGAUAUAGAUGAAGACGGUUACAUAGCACAGUUAGAUUUAGUGGGAGUGUUACGAUAUUUACUGCCAGCUCUACCUCUGUCAAAACAUCAGGUUUUGGCUCGGAGAGCUCUCGCUAGGUUCCCCGAGAAACGAGUUGCAAGGACUGAUUUUUAUAAACUUGUUCCGGAUGCUCAGAUAAUGAAAAUAUUCACCAGGCCGAUUCUGCUCUGACCAUUUUUAUUAUACUCAAACGUGAACCAUUUAUUUAUUAUAGCUGUAGAUAGCCAACUGACAAAUAAACGAAUUAUUUAUUAUUUUGGGGGGGGGGGGGGGGGGCAACCAUAUUAAAGUAUAUUAAAGUAUAUCCCCGGGUCAAAAUCGGAAAAAAUCCUACAUUUUAAUAUACUUUAAUAUACCUACAAUUAGAAGAUUUAUAUUCUUCGUUAAGAUUUACAUGAUGAACUAUAUUUUUCACUCAGAUUCGCAAGAUAAGCCUGUUUUAUGACUAGUACAUGAA
Bolinopsis microptera is the source of this 2334-nucleotide messenger RNA. Its product is annotated as RCC1-like G exchanging factor-like protein. Bases 6 to 1199 code for a protein of 397 amino acids. Lineage: Eukaryota; Metazoa; Ctenophora; Tentaculata; Lobata; Bolinopsidae. Gene Ontology annotation, molecular function: guanyl-nucleotide exchange factor activity; rRNA binding. The transcript is spliced from 5 exons. Gene Ontology annotation, cellular component: mitochondrial inner membrane. Gene Ontology annotation, biological process: positive regulation of mitochondrial translation. The record is from RefSeq and is a predicted model, not a curated record.